AUGGCAGCUUGCUGGGCGAUUCCCACGCCGCCAACACCAGCUGGAACACCACCGUUACCUCCAGGAUCACCUGUAGCAUCUGGCGGCCGCCGAGGUUUUGGUGGAUAUGCGAAGCAAACUCCGCCGGUCCAAGUUGUUAUUCCACCACCACAAGUCAUCUCAUCCGUGCCAUUACCGGCAAGCUCGAUUCCCGUCCCACCAACAGCGGUGUCUUCGAUACCUCCUCCACCGCCUGUGAUGCUUGCACCGACGCAAUCGCUGAUAUCCAGAAUAAACAUUGGAACGGCCACGAAGAACUGCUCGGUGGAACCUGCCACAUUUGCUCCCUUACCAGCAAACAUUGCGCCUGUUGAUCGGAAACCUACGGCCAGCGCGGGCACCUCCGGGACGGGUCAGCUUGCAAUCGAUCAAGCAACAACAAGUUCCUCCGAUUCGAUGUCGCUGGUUCUCGCUGAUAGUUCUAUUCCGGGUCGACGCGAUUUGCAGAAAGUGCACAGCAGUAGCAAGGACAAGGGGUCUAAAUCCGAUGAUAAGUCACAUUACAAAAAGAAGAAAAAGAAGCCUACUUCAUCUGGACCAAAGGGACCCCAGCUGAAUACUCCACAAGCGUUAGAAGCGGCAAGUCGAGCUGGUGAACUGAAUGAUCAGAUGGCUGCACAGAUUGCUAACUCAGAUGACGUUUCGUUGGCUGCACAAGAAGGACUUGAAAUUAGAGGAAAUGAUGCAAGGCACUUGUUAAUGCAUAAAUUGAUGAGGACCAAUCGCUCAACAGUUGUUGUGCUGAAGAAUAUGGUGACAAUCGAGGAGUGCGACGAUGAGCUUGAGGACGAGAUCCGUGACGAAUGCAACAAAUACGGGAAAGUACAGGAGGUGGUGAUUGCUCAGGAUCCGGCGAAUGGUACAGUGAAAAUAUUUGUGCGCUUUGAAAGCACGCAGGAGGCAGAUACAGCACGCCAGGCGCUUGACAAACGUUACUUUGCUGGCCGCGAGAUCCUGGCACAGCACUACGACCAAAUUUUAUUCGACCAUAAUGACUAUUCCGGCUAA
Molecule: messenger RNA, 1047 nt
Organism: Gongylonema pulchrum
Lineage: Eukaryota; Metazoa; Nematoda; Chromadorea; Rhabditida; Gongylonematidae
Source: the annotation of a GenBank genome assembly